Molecule: messenger RNA, 5082 nt
Organism: Equus caballus (horse)
Lineage: Eukaryota; Metazoa; Chordata; Mammalia; Perissodactyla; Equidae
Gene: RNF157
Product: ring finger protein 157
Biological process (GO): protein ubiquitination
Cellular component (GO): cytoplasm
Molecular function (GO): ubiquitin protein ligase activity
Source: RefSeq, a predicted model, not a curated record
GGAAGCUACUUUGCCAGCCACUUCAUCAUGGGAGGAGAGAAGUUUGACUCCACUCACCCCGAAGGUUACUUGUUCGGAGAAAACAGCGAUCUGAACUUCCUGGGGAACAGACCAGUGGUGAGUCCACUUCCUUAGGCAACUUCUAGGACCAACUGGUUUAGGUCAGGCUCUCUGGAAGCAAGCCUGAGAUGGAGAUCUUUGUGAAAGCUGUUUAUUGAAGGAAUGCUUUCUGGAGAAGCUGGAUAACAGAAGCCAGAUGGGGCAGGGAAGCAACACUAAGCAACAAUGUGGUCUUGGUGGAGACUUGCUUCAGCCUGGUCCCUCGGGAAAGCUUUGGAGUACAACUUGUACGCAGACUGGCCCCGACUGGAGUGAACACAGCUCUGUGACCAGCAUCCAGAUCAAGAAAUAGCACAUGGCCAGCCCCGAAGCUCCCCUGGUACCCACUUCCAAUCACUGCCUCCACCCCAAGUUUCCUUAUGCUGCCCCACCUCCCCAAGAACCAGUGAAGACUCUGAGAAGCCUGAUCAACAUUCGAAAGGACACGCUAAGACUCGUCAAAUGCGCUGAGGAAGUGAAGGCCCCUGGAGAGGAGGCCAGCAGAGCCAAAGUCCACUACAACGUGGAGUUCACCUUUGACACUGACGCUCGUGUGGCCAUCACCAUCUAUUAUCAGGCCACUGAAGAGUUCCAGAAUGGUAUUGCCAGCUACAUCCCCAAAGACAACAGCCUACAGUCGGAGACGGUGCACUACAAGCGAGGCGUGUGCCAGCAGUUCUGCCUGCCCUCCCACACCGUGGACCCCUCCGAGUGGGCGGAGGAGGAGCUUGGCUUCGAUCUGGACAGAGAAGUUUAUCCGUUAGUGGUCCACGCUGUGGUGGAUGAAGGAGACGAGUAUUUUGGCCAUUGCCAUGUACUGCUGGGCACUUUUGAAAAGCACACAGAUGGAACUUUCUGUGUCAAGCCCCUCAAACAGAAACAAGUCGUAGAUGGGGUCAGCUACCUCCUUCAGGAGAUCUAUGGAAUUGAAAACAAGUACAACACACAAGAUUCAAAGGUGGCUGAGGAUGAAGUGAGCGAUAACAGUGCCGAGUGUGUGGUGUGCCUGUCGGAUGUCCGGGACACCUUGAUCCUGCCGUGUCGCCACCUCUGCCUGUGUAACACCUGUGCGGACACCCUGCGCUACCAGGCCAACAACUGCCCCAUCUGCCGCCUGCCCUUCCGGGCACUGCUGCAGAUCCGAGCCAUGAGGAAAAAACUGGGCCCCUUGUCCCCAACCAGCUUUAACCCCAUCAUCUCCUCCCAGACGUCUGACUCGGAGGAGCAUUCGUCCUCAGAGAACAUUCCUCCAGGCUAUGAAGUGGUGUCUCUUCUGGAGGCCCUCAACGGGCCCCUCACCCCGUCCCCCGCGAUCCCUCCACUCCACGUGCUUGGAGAUGGCCACCUCUCAGGAAUCCUGCCUUCCUAUGGCAGCGACGGCCACCUGCCCCCUGUCCGGACGCUCUCCCCGCUCGACCGCCUGUCUGACUGCAGCAGCCAAGGACUCAAGCUCAAAAAGAGUCUCUCCAAAUCCGUCUCCCAGAAUUCUUCUGUGUUGCAUGAAGAGGAAGAUGAGCUUUCUUGCAGUGAAUCUGAGACGCAGCUCUCCCAGAGGCCCUCAGCUCAGCAGCUGGGAGAGGAAUGUGGCGUAACUCCAGAAAGUGAGAACCUUACCCUGUCGUCGUCAGGAGCUGUUGGCCAGUCGUCUUGCACUGAGACGCCUCUCUCUUCCACAAUUUCCUCCCCGGAAGACCCCGCCAGCAGCAGCCUGGCCCAGUCGGUCAUGUCCAUGGUGUCCUCCCAGAGCCAGCACUCCCAGAUCAGCACCGACACGGUCUCCUCCAUGUCCGGCUCCUACAUCGCCCCCGGCACUGAAGAGGAGGGCGAGGCUCUCCCUUCCCCCCAGGCCGCCAGCGAGGCCCCUUCAGAAGAAGGAGAGAUGAUGCCGGCAGCGUCUCCAGACAGCAACUCCGUCAGCCUCGCUGAAGGGCAGGAUGCAGAGGGAAAUGAUGUUAUAGAGGAAGAGGAUGGAUCACCCACGCAAGAAGAUGGCCAGAGGACAUGCGCAUUUCUAGGUAUGGAGUGUGACAAUAACAAUGACUUUGACAUCGCAAGCGUGAAAGCACUGGACAAUAAGCUGUGCUCUGAGGUCUGCUUACCCGGUUCCUGGCAGGCCGAUAACAACGUCAGUCGUCGGAACACGCAGCACCGGCGCUUGUCAUCCGGCAGCCUGGAAGACCCCGAGAGCAGGCCCUGUGUGUGGGGCCCUUUGGCCAUCUGAGAGCCCAGCCCCUGUACCAGGACUCCUCUCCGUCCUCGCCUUCCGUCCUGGCCUCCCAGGACCACUGGCCUCCUGGGCAUCCUCAGCAAGACACAGGGAGACUUUUUAUAUCCACGUGAAAGCUGGAUGUUGAGGUCACUUGCUCCUUCUCCCAGCCUCGUCUCCUUCUAUACCCCUGCUCCUUCCCCUCCCAGAAGGGACUGGAAGCCUCCUUGCUCCUUGUGGGCUAAAGUCACUUGAACUGCGGCUCUUGAGACCCUUUGCUGAGACCCUCUGGAAUAUUUCCACCGUAUCUUGGUCUUCAGGUGGAGCCAUGGUCCACAGGCUGGUUGUUUCUUGUGUGUCUUUUUGCUCCUUUAGAAGGUAGACCAAGAAGAUUUGGAGUUUUGACAGCUUCGUUGCAAACACCCAUCUGGCAUUUUCACGUCUCUGGGGCAUCGUGACCAAUUUGAAACGUCUGACUUGGGGUGGGGUUGGGGGAUGACUUCUGUGAGAAGGGAAAGCCAUAUUUCACUCUAAGUGGAAUUUCCCUCAAAAAGCAUUAGGAGCUCCUUUCUCAAGGACGAGAAACAGCGGCAACAAAGAUUGGUUGAAAAAACAGUUCUUGCUUCUGCUAGCGGACUUAGUCUCCUCUGCCUCAUGUGUCUGUCUGCUUAGGAAGGAGACCUCGGACCUGACAAUUCCCCAGCUAAAGGGCUGCCCUUGGGAGGGUUAUUUAUGAUCAGGUGCGUUCGUGAAGGCCUGGGACUCCAUCCUAAGGUGACAUUUCAAAAAACCUUUUUUUACCAAAUGUCUGUGCCGGGCACUGUGGUGGGAGCUGUCAGGUCUUAUCACAUUUUGUCACUACAGCCCUGUCAGGUGGCAUUCUUAUCCCUAUUGUCCCCCUCUCUACCCCUUUUUGUUAAUAGUUGGAGAAGUAGACUGAGAGAGGGGUGGACCAGUGAUCCUCAAAUUGGCACCCCGGAGCCCCCAAGGAAGUGGCGGAGAGCGCUGAGCUGGGGCCAGCAGCGGUCUGGGAGCCUCCCCACCCCAUGUUUUCCUCUGCCGCCUUCCAGAUCUGCUGAGCCCCAUGGGGGCGGGGGAGGGAUUGCCUUUCCAUAGGCUCAUUAAAGAUUCAGUGACACUGUUGUUCAAAUUGUGCCCACCCCACCCCACCUCAGUCCAGAGUGAGGCAUAUGAACAAAAGCUUGAAACGGCAAGCCUAGACCGGAAGCUGUUGGGAGUUACUCCCCUCUCAACACUAGUGUUAUCCUUGGAGUCCGCAUCGCUCUCGGACAGAUGCUUCGUCUACUGGCUUGUGGAAAAGGUGGUUGUGUAGUGGAGCGUGAGAUGGGGAAGCAAAUACAGUACGACGAUUUGUGAGGCUGAGAUGUGGCAGAGCUGCAGGCUGUGCCCUUCAUGAUGGCCUGUCUUGGCGUUCGGAAUGGUCACUCUACAAGAGCUUCUCAGGGCCGUUUCCGAGGCUUCAAAGAGAGCCCAGUGCCCAGGGGGUCCUUUGCACCUUCUGUGUGGCUGCUUUGCCCCGCCAGGCAGGUGGUGACGCUCACACUGCCUAGUGGUUGUGGCUCACAUCCUGCCCUGGGUGGGGGUAGGAGAGGAGGGCUGCUGUCCUGACAGAUGCAGCAUGAACAAAGCCGGAAUUUAAGCUUCUGACUUGAGUUUCCGUGUCCACCCUCUAUGAAAUCCUACAGUGGACUCUGCUGUUUCAGGCCCCACUUAAUGUCCUUUGUUUGCCCUACAUUCUUACAUAUUUAAGAUUUGAGCAAUAACCCCACUUCCUGAUUUCCUUGAAGUUUGAGCCCCAGAACCACCAGGGGCUGGAGCUUCCCUUAGCCUGGGGUGGUGGCACACAGACCUCCGUCCUCUCCUAGCGGGUAGUAGUCACAGUGUGGUGUUACCUGAGAUGAAGGAGAUGCAGGUAAACAGUAGCCACAGUGGCCAGGAACCCUAAGAGGAAGCUGUUAUCUUCACCCCUUCUGGAGGGUCUGUGUCCUCUCCCAGGAAGGAGCUCAGAAAGAGUCCUUAAGACCUUGGUUCCAUAACCAAGACAUACCUGGGUUAGAAAUGGUCCUUCACUCCUUGUUUCUCAGACAGUUCCUUCUCUCUCUCUCUCUCUCUCCCCCCACCCCCCACCUCUGUAUUCAUUUAGCUCUUUGGUGAGCAGAGACAUCCCAUCAUCCCAUCCAAAGGUGCUGGUCCUCAGUCAGCCUGAUCAGGGAACAGGGCAGCUGCCUACCCUACCACCCGAGCCCAUCACCUGGAGACAGUCAUUGUGUCUAAGCAGUUGACCCAGAGAGAAUGCCAUGGGGCCUGGCUUCUCACACGAGGGCACAGACCAACUGGAGGCCUGUAGCUCCUUCCUGCCACACUCAGGUCUGAGCUCUCCAAUGGCCUCCUGGUGGUGUGGUGAUCCUGGCUGCCUCGUAAAGCCUUUUUUCCUUCCCCUGCCGGGUUCCAUCCCACCAGAGUUCAUGCCCACUCUGGGGCAUCUCCUGGGCGCAGACCCACACUCUUUAAGCCGUCUCACCUGGGGAGAGGUAGUGUCCUGACCACCUGAUCUUGGCAUGUUGGUUGCUCACUUUGCUUUAGGAUCUGCACACCUGGUGUGUGCAAGUGUGUAUGCUUAACUGUUGUGCCAUCUGUGUACCACUGUCACUCCCUGGAGUACACUCAUGGGCACACUACAGUGGGGACAUCAAGGAUGCAAUAUUUAUGGAUUGCUGCAUGAUUCUUAAAAAUGAAUAAAACUGUUUACAAGGGAA